ACGAACAAUUAUGCGCGAAAGUAUCGAAGACGAAGUUACACCUCUCGAAACCCUCGACUCUGUCAAAGACACAGCGGCUCUUCUCGGUGAUCAACCUCGGUUCGGAAAGACUGUUAGCUGGAGCGAUCUCCCAGCAUGGCUGCAAGACAAUGUCUACAUUACUGAUGGCUACAGACCUCCUAUGCCAAACUAUAAAGACUGUUUCAAUUCUCUUUUCUACCUGCACAAUGAAAGCGUGAAUAUCUGGUCUCACUUGUUGGCAUUUUUCGUCUUUAUUGGACUUGGAAUUUCAUUUUUGUGGAAUCAGCCAUUUGCAGACAGUCUGACACGAUUCGACUAUGCAUACUUUUUUGCAUUCAUCAUCGGUGCCUUGGUCUGCCUUGGUUUCAGUAGUAGUUUCCACUGUCUCUCAUGUCAUUCGGAGCCUGUUGCUGCUGCGUGGAACCGAUGUGAUUAUGCUGGUAUUACCAGUUUAAUUGUAGGAUCUUUCUUUCCUAUUAUUCACUAUGGUUUCCACUGCCACACUAGAAUUCAGACUUUUUACUUGGUGGUUAUUACUGUCUUGGGAUCCUUUACUGCUGCCAUUACUCUGAUGAAGCAUUUCAGAACUCCUGCUUAUAGAUGGAUCAGAACAUCCCUAUUUUUGGCCCUGGGACUAUUUGGUGUUGUACCCACACUUCACGGAAUAUAUAUUUAUGGCUUUGAUAGAGCUAUUCACACCGUUUCAUUGGCAAACCUGCUUCUAAUGGCAGUUAGUUAUGUCACCGGUGCCCUAAUCUAUGGUCACAGAUUGCCAGAACGAUACUACCCAGGCACAUUCAACAUCUGGUUUGCCUCUCAUCAAAUCUUCCAUAUCUUUGUUGUCAUUGCACUCAUUUCUCAUUAUCUUGGUGUCAUGAAGGCUAUGGAAUACUGGCACAAACAUGGCAAUAACGUUUGUCUAGAUUUCCAAUAAAAAUAAUAGCUGUUUCAUUUCUUUCAUUAUAAUCAUCAUCAUCAUCAUUUACUUUUUAUUCUUUCUUGUUGUUGUUGUAUAUCUCUUAUCUUCCACUCUCAUUCUCUGCUUGUGUAAAUUGUAAUAAAACCCUCCUUUUAUUAUUAUUAUUAUUCACUGAAAAUAAAAUGUUCACUACCAUUUUUAUU
This is a messenger RNA of Phycomyces blakesleeanus NRRL 1555(-), 1143 nucleotides long. RefSeq lists its product as hypothetical. The record is from RefSeq and is a predicted model, not a curated record. Gene Ontology annotation, molecular function: signaling receptor activity. The transcript is spliced from 7 exons. Gene Ontology annotation, biological process: adiponectin-activated signaling pathway. Bases 11 to 955 code for a protein of 314 amino acids. Gene Ontology annotation, cellular component: plasma membrane. NCBI's taxonomy places the organism in Eukaryota, Fungi, Mucoromycota, Mucoromycetes, Mucorales, Phycomycetaceae.